Drosophila kikkawai is the source of this 792-nucleotide messenger RNA. Its product is annotated as mpv17-like protein 2. Gene Ontology annotation, cellular component: mitochondrion; cytoplasm; membrane. The record is from RefSeq and is a predicted model, not a curated record. NCBI's taxonomy places the organism in Eukaryota, Metazoa, Arthropoda, Insecta, Diptera, Drosophilidae. Gene Ontology annotation, biological process: cellular response to reactive oxygen species; mitochondrial ribosome assembly.
UGUAAUCACACUUGUUAGUACACUAGGGAUCCCAGAUGGCGGGCCGUUUGCUGGGCAAAAGGCUGGCACAUUUCCUGGAACGCUUCCACCAGGCAGCCUUCAGCCCCAAGUAUCUGUUCUACACCAACAUUGGCAUCUCGGUGGGCCUCAGCAUGGUGGGCGAUGCCAUGGAGCAGACCUACGAAAAGAUGGUAGGCGAGAUACCCGAAUGGAACCGUACCCGCACCGUGCGGAUGGGCAUCUCCGGGUUGACGGUGGGCGUGGUGUGCCACUACUGGUACCAGUAUCUGGACUAUCAUUAUCCGCAGCGUACCCUUAAGACAGUGAUAAUCAAGAUCCUGCUAGAUCAGUUUAUUUGCUCACCAUUCUACAUGGCCGUCUUUUUCCUAACAAUGGCCGUGCUGGAGGACACCACCUGGGAAGAACUGAAGCAGGAGAUCCGGGAGAAGGCUCUUAUACUCUACGCUGCCGAGUGGACAGUGUGGCCUGUGGCUCAGCUAAUCAACUUUCUGCUGCUCAAGCCCCAGUAUCGGGUCUUGUAUGACAACACCAUAAGUUUGGGCUACGACAUCUUUACCUCACAGGUCAAGUACCGCAAGAAGCCCACCGAGGAGGUUGAGCCUAAGAAGGGGAAAUAACAAGAGCAAGAAAUUUGCUAAAAAUGCUUAAUAUUUAAAUAGUAAAAAAUGUGUUGUAUAUAAAGUAGAAUACACACAUAAAAUCUCCCACUAAAAAAAUUGCUAAAUUCCCCAGCUCGUAAUAAAUCAUUCCCUAUGGCCGAGCAUGCUUAAA